This is a messenger RNA of Aureobasidium musti, 1509 nucleotides long. Lineage: Eukaryota; Fungi; Ascomycota; Dothideomycetes; Dothideales; Saccotheciaceae. The record is from the annotation of a GenBank genome assembly.
AUGUUUGGAGACAGCUACACUGAGCGCAAAAUCGACUUCGUGACGGGUCAUACUGGCAGUAAUGUGUGGGACAUCACUCGAGUAACACUGGUCGCUCCGAAGUUUUUCGAUCCUUACACGACUUCAGCAUAUCUGACAGAUUUCUUGCUUCAAGUCGGGGCUAUUCUCUUCGCCGUCACGGCGUAUGCUGACAGCCCCUCUGUGUUGAUCGGAUUUCUUCUGAUCCCAGCAAUUGGUACUCUUGUCAAUGGCGAUAAUCUCGAACACAGAUUCACCAAGCCUGCAAAGCCUCCUGUAAAGGAGGAUGAUGCCGCUGGACCCCCUGAACCUGUUGAUUUGGUCCCUGUCAAGCCCUUCAUCACCACUUACAGAGGUGCCAUGAUGAUCAUCACCUCUAUCUCUAUUCUGGCUGUUGAUUUCCCUGUCUUCCCUCGUCGUUUCGCAAAGGUCGAGAACUGGGGUGUUUCUCUGAUGGAUCUCGGUGUUGGUUCUUUUGUCUUUGGUGCCGGUCUCGUUUAUGCUCGUCAGCAACUCAAGGAAGAAGACGAGGAUACGCCCAAGGUUCCUUUUGCCAAGAGGAUGAACUCUGCCGUCAUGCAUUCUUUGCCUAUGCUUGCUCUCGGAUUCCUUCGUCUUUGGACCGUCAAGGGUCUUGAAUACCAGGAGCACGUUACCGAGUACGGUGUUCACUGGAACUUCUUCUUCACUCUUGGACUCCUGCCAAUCUUUGUCACUGUUCUUCAGCCUCUCAUCAAGUUCAUCCCUUCGUACAGUGCUCUUGGCUUUGCGCUGCUCGUUCCUUACGAGAUGCUGUUCGUCUACUCCGACCUUGGUAUGUUCAUGUUCAUGGCACCCAGGGACGACUUCAUCUCAGCCAAUAGGGAAGGUAUCUUCUCUUUCCUCGGCUACCUCGCCAUCUUCAUCGUCGGACAGGGCAUUGGUAUGGAGGCACUUCGCCGUGACGUCAACGCUGCCACUCCCAUCACGCAGAACGAUGAGUGGGUUGCUGAGAUGCUCGGUGGAACGGACAGCUUGAAGGAGGUCCGCAAGACUCGUGAGCACAACUCAAUGCUCAAGCUUGCCAAGUGGACUGGUCUCUGGAUUGUCGUUUACGUCUUUUUGACAUGGCACUACGGCCCUCGCUUGACUGUUUCGCGUCGUCUGGCGAACCUGCCCUACCUAGCAUGGGUCGCAGGUUUCAACUGCGGGCAACUCCUUCUCUUCCGCGUCAUUGAGGGCAUGCUUUUCCCUCUUCUGUACACUUCCCGCGACAGAAAGGUUGAGCAGGAGCGUGUUAAGAAGGCAACCAGCAAAGUGCUCAACGCCUUCAACCGCAAUGGAUUGGCAAUUUUCUGCCUCGCCAAUGUUUUGACUGGUGUUGUCAACAUGACCAUGCCUACCUUGGACAUGAACGACUACCAGGCCAUGGCAGUUUUGAUCAGUUACAUGGGCAUCUUGACUGGUGUCGGUUUGUUCUUGGACCAGCGCAACAUCACCAUCAAGCUGUAA